Apiotrichum porosum is the source of this 1647-nucleotide messenger RNA. RefSeq lists its product as uncharacterized. The coding region runs from base 1 to 1647 and encodes 548 amino acids. Lineage: Eukaryota; Fungi; Basidiomycota; Tremellomycetes; Trichosporonales; Trichosporonaceae. The record is from RefSeq and is a predicted model, not a curated record. The transcript is spliced from 5 exons.
AUGAGGCGCGCGCUGCUUGCUCUCGCUGCCAUCGGCAUCAGCACUGUUCACGCCCUCACCGGACAGUGGGCGUGUGCAGACGAACUGUGCUUGACAGCGACGCGCGACAAUGGAAUCGACACUUAUACACUUCAACCCGUGGCCGACAUUCCCCACAGCCACUUUGGAUGGAUGGCAGUGGGAUGGGGCGCGCAGAUGAUCGGCUCCCCGAUGGUCAUCGUAUGGCCCAAUGAGGACGGCACUUUUACCUUGAGCCAGCGUCAAGCAAUCCAUCACCAGGAGCCACCUCUGGUCGCAUCCCCACCCAGGACAGCCACGCUCGAGUCUGACCUGUCAUGGUCCAACGACACCAGCACGAGUAUCACGUUCACGAUGCCGUCCAACUCUGACAACACGACGAGCUUCAUCUGGGCACUGUCCAACACCAACCCGGCCAACAGCGACCCAGGUGCCAACCUCAUCGAGCAUACAUGGCGAGGUGUCAUUUUCGCGUCCAUGGAGGCCGACUGGACUGGCAACAGGAUCCAGAUGAGCAGCAAGUUUGACACACACAGCCCGGCCAAUACCAAGAGUGGUAAAGCCUCGUUUGCGCUCAUUGCACACAUUACGUGCGGCGUGCUGGCCACCAUGAUGGUGUUGCCUGGUGGUGUUGUUGUCCCACGCAUUACCCGCGGCCUGACAACGUCAAACUGGUGGUUCCGGUUCCACCAGAUUUCCCAAGGUAUCUGCGCAAUUGCGCUCAUCGCUGCCGGCUUUGGCAUCGCCCUGAGGUUUGGCGGUGAGCUCGACAGCACGCACCGCAAGACUGGCGUUGCGCUCUUCGCCCUCACAAUCGUGCAGAUCCUCCUCGGCCUCUUUGCCCAUUACUACACGCCCGGCUGGCGCGUCCGCCGGUUCGUUUUUGAGACCAAGCGCGGCCGUGGGCCCAGCAACUUUUUGCACGUCAUCAUGGGCGUGAUCAUUGUCGCCGUGGGCUGGAGUACCUGCUGGACGGGCUUGACAGACGAGUGGCACCGCCGCGGCCACGGUAUCCCCAAGAAUGGCUUCCGCAUUGGCUGGGGCAUGAUCAUCAUGCUGUGGAUCGCCGCCUAUUUCCUGGGCAUCAUAUUUCUCCUCCCUCGCCAGCUCCGUAUCGAAAGCAAGCAGCGCGACGAGAUGCGCAAGUACGAAAACAACGAGGUGUACCGUAACAGCGCCGUCGCCCUCGCCAACGAGUACUACAUGGAAGAGCGUGGCGUCAAGGUAUUCUCCCCAACAUCCGACAUGCACCAGCUCUCGCCCGAGGUCCACGGCAACGGCAACGACCUCCCACGCUCGCCCACCCACUCGCAGUACACGUUCCAGUCGUACCCGCGCUCGCCCGAGACGAGCCCUUCUCAAUUGAACAUUUCGUCCUUUGGCAACUCGUCGUCUACGUACUUUGGCCACUUUGCCGCACCAGGCGCGCCAGCCCCGCCCAACCCUUCAAGACCAGAGGGUCUCGACGGCGGCUCGGUGGAGCACGACCCACCCGCCACAAACCUCUCGGCCAACCUCUCGGCCGUGACCAUCCCCAUCACGCUCGCGCCGUCCAAGGCCGUCAGCCCGCCCCCGCCGCCCAGGCCACCCAGGCAGCACAACUGGAAUCUUAUGAAGAAUAAGAUCUAA